AUGAAACACGGCUCUGGAGAUGACUUAAGACAGAAAUUGGUUCGCCGAGGUCUCUCAUCACAAACUGCAAAGUGUCCUCUCCUCUGUGCCUCUGCUCGCCAGCGCAGCGCAGCGCAGCGAACGAGACGUGAACAAGCUCGCGCCAUCGUGAGAGAUCGACAGACCUGCGUCAAUAUGGCGAUGGCGAUGGCAAUGGCGAUGGCGAUUGGCGAGUUUGGCCACGGCACGCCAGCAUCACCCCGCAACCCUGUGACGCGUCAGCUCAGUCACAUAACAGGCACGUGA
This is a messenger RNA of Pseudocercospora fijiensis CIRAD86, 285 nucleotides long. RefSeq lists its product as uncharacterized. The coding region runs from base 1 to 285 and encodes 94 amino acids. The record is from RefSeq and is a predicted model, not a curated record. The transcript is spliced from 3 exons. Lineage: Eukaryota; Fungi; Ascomycota; Dothideomycetes; Mycosphaerellales; Mycosphaerellaceae.